CCCCUCUGCUUCAGGAAACACUCCACUGAGAGACGCGCUCCAGUAUGUCGGUGGCUCUGCGCACACAGCUGUUCCUCUUUCUGAUCUCCCUCUCAUCCAGGAUGGGGCUCAGUCGCUACAUUGAGGACAAUGAAGCUGCAGAUGGAUUAUAUUCUCUGCUCAAUUUGGACCAAAAGAGAGAAUCAGAGGAUUUUAUUUUCCGCAGACCUCUCAGAUGUUUGGACAUGCUUGCCACCGAUGGCUACUUUACCUUUGUGGCGUCUCGGCCACAGCUGGCCUGUGCUGCUUUCGUCAUCGCCGAGCCCAGUGAGGUCAUCAGCCUGGAGCUGUCUGACGUCAACAUCGACUGCAGCGCCGGAGACUUCAUCAAGAUGUUUGACGGCUGGGUUCUGAAGGGAGAGAAGUUCCCCAGCAGACAGGACCACCAGCUCCCUCUGCACCAGCGCUACACAGACUACUGCUCCUCCACAGCACCGGGAGCCAGCAGCCGCUCCUCACAGAACGUGGUCAUGAUCUUCUUUCGCAUCCAGAGCCCUGACAGCGGCUUCACCCUCUCUGUCAAAAAGCUACACAACCCUUUCCCCUGUAACAUCAUGUCUCAGAGUCCAGAGGGCAGCUUCACCAUGGUGAUGCCACACCAGCGCAGGAACUGCAGCUUCUCCAUCAUCUACCCUGUGGAGAUCCGACUGACAGAUCUCAGCCUGGAGCAGGCCAAAAGCAAUGAGCUCAGCCCGCAGAGGCAGGUAUGGACAGGCUGUUCGGGGUCUGGUGACUAUGUGGAGCUGCUUGGGGGAAAUGGCGUGGACACCUCGAUGAUGUUCCCUGUAGCUGACCUCUGUUUCUCCCUCAGUGGGCUCGCCCAGAUGAAGAUUGGUUGUGAUAACUCAGUGGUGAGGCUGGUGUCCAGUGGGAACUACAUCAACCGUGUUUCCUUCCAGUACCGACUACUGGAACAGCGUGAGCUCCCCAAGACCCGAGAGAACGCUCUGGAUAACUUCUGCUCUGUGGAAUGAGAUCUCACACACACACACACAAACACACACACACACACUUAUAACUACGCACACACACAAUCACACAGUCAUCCAUCUCUUUGUAAAUUUACCAGUUUGACUAAUGCCAUUAAUACAUAUUUUGUAUUGUAUUGCCAAAUCUUUUAUUUAGAGACCUAAUUUUGUUUCGCUUUGAUCGUGGUAUAUUUAUUUGAAGAAUUAUAUUUAUUCGUCUCAAAUUUAUGGAGGAUGUUGGAUUUAAUUAUUUUCUUUCUAGUCGUUUGUCAAGAGAAUCUGUUAUACAUUACAUUUCUUGGCAGGAGCUUUGAUUUCAAACCUUCCUCUGUUGUUCUCAGUUUGUAUCAGUUUCAGUAUUCUUUGGGAGGUUUUACAUCUCUGCUGUCUCCUCUGUUUAUAUUGCCUUGAUGAUUUAAAAAUAAAUAUGACUUGCAUGAUAAAG
Epinephelus fuscoguttatus (brown-marbled grouper) is the source of this 1452-nucleotide messenger RNA. Its product is annotated as corticotropin-releasing factor-binding protein-like. The transcript has 7 exons. The record is from RefSeq and is a predicted model, not a curated record. Gene Ontology annotation, molecular function: corticotropin-releasing hormone binding. NCBI's taxonomy places the organism in Eukaryota, Metazoa, Chordata, Actinopteri, Perciformes, Serranidae. Gene Ontology annotation, biological process: hormone-mediated signaling pathway; negative regulation of corticotropin-releasing hormone receptor activity; negative regulation of corticotropin secretion. Bases 45 to 1013 code for a protein of 322 amino acids.